Cinclus cinclus is the source of this 1428-nucleotide messenger RNA. It is a transcript of the gene DELE1, whose product is annotated as DAP3 binding cell death enhancer 1. Lineage: Eukaryota; Metazoa; Chordata; Aves; Passeriformes; Cinclidae. The record is from RefSeq and is a predicted model, not a curated record. Bases 1 to 1428 code for a protein of 475 amino acids. Gene Ontology annotation, molecular function: protein binding. The transcript is spliced from 11 exons.
AUGUGGCGACUGCUGCUUCUGCUGGGCCGGGGCCGCUGCGCGCCCGCUCCCGCCCGCCCCGCCUGUGCCCCGGGGCUGGGCGGCGGCCGGGGGCACAGCCCCGAGCGGGCGCCCGCGUGUCAGGAUGGCCCGGAGCGAGGAGGAGGACGGCGGCAGGCGCUGCCCGGCCUGGUGCCCCGCUAUUCCGUGCGGGACGCCGUCACCUGGGGCGCUGUGGGCGCGCUGCUGCUGCAGCUGCUCAGGCAGAUCGCGUGGCUCCGGUCGCUGCCGGACUCCCGGACAGAGCGAAGGCUUCCCUGGCGAUCCUCGCUGCCCUCCCGGCCCGCAGUGGCUGAAACCUCAACCAGCUCUCCUGGCGAGCAGCUGGGCUCCCAGAUCCUGCAGAAAGCAAGUCCAGAGGCUGUAGCAGAGAAUUCCUCCUCAGGCAUACCCUCGGGGCGAGGAGAGAGCCAGCCCUGGGCAGAAGCAGGUGAAUUCCAAAUCCCUGUGAGCUCCAGGGUGGGGCCACUUCUUCACAAUGCAAAGGGUGACCCAGCUCAGCGAGGGCACUUAGAGGAAGCCGCUUUCCAAUUGCAGCAGAUUUUCCGAAUUGAUAUUUCCAUUGCCUUGAAUAUCCUUGGCAUCGAGAGCAUGAGGGCGGGGCACUGCCGGGUGGCCUUCACCUGCUUCAAACUGGCAGCAGAUCGAGGCUACAGCAAAGCCCAGUUCAACGUGGGGCUGUGCUACGAGCAUGGCAGGGGCACAGAAAAGGACUUGGAAAAGGCAGGUUUUUAUUAUUCCCAGGCAGCCAGCAGCCAUCACCCCAUGGCCCAGUACCGCUACGCCAGGUUCCUGCUCCAGCACGGCCCUGGCAGCCCCUGGGACAGGCAGCACAAGGCUGUGACACUCCUGGAGCAAGCAGCAGGGGCUGGGAUCACAGAGGCACAGGCUUAUCUUGGAGUGUUCUACAUGAGGGGGCUGCAGCCCCAGGAGAAGAGAGGUCUGAAGUACCUGCUGCAGGCAGCAAACAGUGGGGAUGCCCAGAGCAGGUUCCACGUGGGCGUUUGCUACGAGCAGGGCCUGGGAGUGCAGCAGAGCCUGGCAGAAGCACUGAGGCACUACCGGCAGUCGGCAGCCGCUGGGAACAGGCAGGCCCAGGAGAGACUGCAGGCUUGGGAGCAGGAGCUGCAAGAUGUGCACACAAAGCAUCCAUUCCCUUCAGGAUUAAGAGCUUCCUCCUCCAGCCCCAGUUUCUGGACUAUUGAGCCUGUAUCUGCAGGUCUUCACAACAGGCAGCCAGGACAGUGUGGCCUCAGCCUGCCCCAGUCCUGGAGCACAGGCAGGCUGCACAUGAUGCUACUCAGCAGUGCAGGGUGGAGCCAUGCCCUUGGAACCAGGACUGUGCCACUGGAGCUGCAGGGCUGGGAGCCCCAGCAGUGCUGGCAGUAG